GAUUCUGUUUACAAUUAGCUCAGAAAAACAAAAACGUUGUUUUAUUUCUCAUGUUACACUCUCAACUACCUUUCAAUACCCUCCAUAAAUUGCCGUCACAAUUAUUAUUCAAAAUUGGCUCCAAACUGUUCCACACACUCAAACAUGAACACCACCUGUUUGACAAUAUUUCCCACCAAAAUGUUGCCUCAGUUAACCGUUCCAUGCUUACCCACAUGGACAAAAACCUUCCUUUUCAAGCUCUUGCCACAUUCACGAAGUAUUUUCCUGAACAUGUUGACGAGGUUACUGUUGCCUUGUCCCUCAAGGCAUGUCAAGGAGAGUUAAAACUGGGGUGUCAGAUCCAUGGAUUGGUCGUGUCUAGCGGGUUUGUUUCACGUGUCACGGUAUCAAAUUCUCUCAUGAAAAUGUACUGCAAGUCCGGCAAUUUUGGAAAGGCUAAGCAUGUUUUUGAGAAUUUGAGUCAUCCUGAUAUAGUUUCUUGGAAUACCAUUCUUUCAGGGUUUGGGAAGAGUGUGGAUGCGUUGUGCUUUGCGCGUUCUAUGCGUUCUUGUGGGAUAGAAUUUGAUCCGGUAACAUACACUACUGCUCUUUCCUUUUGUUGGGAUGAUCUUGGGUUUUCCUUUGGGUGGCAAUUGCAUUCCCUUGUUAUUAAAUGUGGAUUUGGUUGUGAAGUUUUUAUAGGAAAUGCACUUAUAACCAUGUAUUCAAGGUGGGGGACAUUAAAUGAGGCUAGGAAAGUGUUUGAUGGAAUGCCCAGAAGAGAUCUGGUUUCGUGGGGUGCAAUGCUAUCGGGCUAUGCUCAAGAGGGGGAAUGUUAUGGGUUGGAAGCGGUUUCAUUGUUUGUUGACAUGGUAAGAAAAGGUAUGUUGCUUGACCAUGUUUCACUUACAGCUGCAGUUUCAGCUUGUGGUCAUAUGAAAAAUUUAGAGCUAGGGAGGCAGAUACAUGGUUUGACCCAAAAAGUGGGAUAUGGAACACAUGUUUCAGUUUGCAAUGUUUUGAUGUCAACUUAUUCAAAAUGUGAGGUCUGUAGAGAUGCAAAAGCUGUCUUUCAGCACAUUAUUAAUAGAAAUGUAAUCUCUUGGACAACAAUGAUUUCUAUUGAUGAAGAAGAUGCAGUGUCUCUCUUCAAUUCUAUGAGAAUUGAUGGUGUGUAUCCAAAUAAUGUUACAUUUAUAGGAUUAAUACAUGCUAUAACAAUAAGGAAUCUAGUGACAGAAGGUCUAAUGAUUCAUGGGUUAUGCAUAAAAAGCUGCUUUUUGUCAGAACAAAAUGUUUCCAAUAGUCUUAUCACUAUGUAUGCCAAAUUUGAGUCCAUUCAAGAAUCAAAGAAGAUUUUUGACGAGCUUAACUGUCGAGAAACAAUAUCAUGGAAUGCAUUAAUUUCAGGGUAUGCUCAAAAUGACUUGUGUAAAGAGGCUUUCCUCACAUUUUUGUCUGCAGUAAAGGAGAUAAAGCCCAACCAAUACACAUUCGGUAGUGUCUUAAAUGCUAUUGCUGCUGCUGAGGAUAUAUCUUUGAAGCAUGGGCAACGUUGUCAUUCUCACUUGCUCAAACUUGGUUUAAGCACUGACCCAAUUGUUUCAGGGGCUCUGCUUGACAUGUAUGGCAAGCGUGGAAGUAUAAGCGAGUCUCAAAGAGUGUUCAACGAGACACCUGAAAGAACCAAGUUUGCUUGGACAGCAAUUAUAUCUGCCUAUGCCCGGCAUGGAGACUAUGAGUCAGUGAUGAGUUUGUUUACAGAAAUGGAGAGGGAAGGAAGCAGUCCUGACUCCAUCACUUUCCUGUCUGUUUUAGCAGCAUGUUGUAGAAAGGGAAUGGUUGACACAGGCCAAAGAAUCUUUGACUCUAUGGUGAAAAAACAUUCGAUUGAGCCAACUCCUGAGCAUUAUUCUAUUAUGGUGGACAUGAUGGGCCGUGCUGGACAACUAGAUGAAGCAGAAGAGUUGAUGCAACAGAUUCCAGGAGGUCCUGGAUUGUCUGUGUUGCAAAGUUUGCUUGGCUCUUGUAGAUUACAUGGGAAUGUGGAGAUGGCUGAGAAGGUUGUUGAUAGUUUGAUAGAAAUGGACCCUGCUAGUUCAGGUCCAUAUGUGUUAAUGGCAAACUUAUAUGCUGAGAAAGGGAGGUGGGAGAAAGUUGCUGAAGUGAGAAAAGGGAUGAGAGGAAAGGGUGUAAAGAAGGAAGUGGGAUUUAGUUGGGUGGAUGUAGCUAAUGUUGACUCCUUGUAUUUGCAUAGUUUCUCCUCUGGGGAUAAAUCACACCCAGAGUCUGAGAAUAUUUGCAGAAUGGCAGAGUUUUUGGGAUUGCAAAUGAGAUUUUUGAAAGAGAGAAGAGAGAGGGAAAGAGAGUUGUAUCAUGAGUAA
Molecule: messenger RNA, 2366 nt
Organism: Abrus precatorius (Indian licorice)
Lineage: Eukaryota; Viridiplantae; Streptophyta; Magnoliopsida; Fabales; Fabaceae
Product: pentatricopeptide repeat-containing protein At4g32430, mitochondrial
Exons: 1
Coding region: 51-2366 (771 amino acids)
Biological process (GO): RNA modification
Molecular function (GO): protein binding; RNA binding
Source: RefSeq, a predicted model, not a curated record